Messenger RNA from Gamsiella multidivaricata, 617 nucleotides. RefSeq lists its product as uncharacterized. The transcript has a single exon. Lineage: Eukaryota; Fungi; Mortierellomycota; Mortierellomycetes; Mortierellales; Mortierellaceae. The coding region runs from base 202 to 507 and encodes 101 amino acids. The record is from RefSeq and is a predicted model, not a curated record.
UUCGACAGAUGUGCGCAGUCAUAUAUUUAGGCUGGGCCCCUAGUUAGCGCCGUCCGCAAGCGAGGUAAAAAAUAGCUUCGCUUGGCCAAACAUGAUAAGAACCAAGUAUUUAUUAAAAGGGUCUUGUUUUUGUUUCAACCCAUCAUCAUCGCGCUCAUCCUUCUUUCUUAUCUUUUUCAAGAACCCUUGCUCACAAUCAACAUGCGUUUCGCAAUUGCUUGCCUCGCCGUGCUGUUGGCUACGGUCUCGACCAUCAAAGCUCAAGACCAAUUGAUCGAAUAUGGAAUCUGCUCGUGCUUCAACCCCAAGUAUGACGCUUCGUGCUGUAUCGUUGCUAAAGGCAGCAUGUACGAAAACGUUUGCGACACUCCGGACUUUGACUCUUCGGUUGAAGCUUACAAAGCCUGCUGCUCCAAGUCUGGCGGCCGCAUCAAGUGCAAGCCGGGCUACCGUGACCCCAAGAAUCCUUGGCCCCCAAAGGGAUCAUACAGCUGCAGCAAGCCUUAGAUAUAACCGCGGCAGUUUUGCUGAUGAUUUUGUAACAAUCAUGUCGAUGUUUCCCUUCUAGUGGGAUCUCACUCCUCACAAUAAAGUACAUGGAUCGACUUAACUGAGUA